CAUUUUGCUUGAUCACAACGCUGCCCGGGCUGCCCGAACCCUCUCUGGAGAGAUUACGGUCAGCUCAACCAGAAACUCCACCACAACUCCCUUCCUCCCUUUUUUUUUUUUUUUUUUUUUUUUCUUUUCUUUUCUUUUCUUUUCUUCCUGCAGUUAUUAUUUGUUGCUGUCUCUGUGCCUCCCGAUUCGACGGUCCAGAUGAUAUUUCCCUCCGAUCUCGCUUCCUGAUUCCCAGAUCUACCGGAUCCUAACUCAGAUCUGCUCUUCUGUUUACAUUAGUAAUGGCGAUUAAGUGCGGCUCAGUCAACUUUACUACGCUUAGGCGGAGCCUGCUAAGUUGCGCCGGCGGCGAAGCGGCUUUAGCGGCUUUCUUAGUCUCGGUUAUGGUCAACGCUCGGCUCACUGUCUUCACUCAGGAAUACAUAAAGCUACUCAUUGGCUUAUACAAGUUUAGAGGAGAUGAUCAAACAUAUUACCCGGUGGAUGCGGACGACGAUGGUGACGAUGAAGAUGAUGACGACGAUGACGACGGUGAAGACAAUGACGAGGAAGGUGAGGACGGCAACGAUGAUGAUGGUGGCGGCAAAGCCACCGACCCCACAAAGCCCAGUGCCAAAAAGGGGCCCCCAACAGGAGGCGCCGAAGAAAACGGUGAAGGUGAAGAGGGUGAUGAUGAUGAUGAUGAACCGGAGGGUGGAGACGAUGAUGACGACGAUGAUGAUGACGAUGAAGAUGAUGAUGGAGAAGGUGGGGAGGAUGACGACGAGGAUGAUGAUGAUGGGGAAGAUGAUGAUGAAGCAGGAGACGAGGAAGACGAAGAAGAUGAGGACGAGGAAGCCUUGCAGCCCCCGAAGAAGAGGAAGAAGUGAAUGGGCUUCGAGAAAUAACAAGUUAGAUGGCUCUUAAGGUUGGUUGUUUUAGACUUAUUUUGCUAACAUUAAAGCAUGAAUGUUCUCUCUGGGUUGCAGAGGAGGCUUGUUUAGGAUUUUAUGGUUGCGUUUUCAGACAAUUCCCCCCUAUAUAAGUAUGUUUUUAUGAGUAUUUUGUACAACUCUCUCCUACUGUUGAGGCAAUGUCAAUCUUAGUUAUCUGAA
Messenger RNA from Andrographis paniculata, 1094 nucleotides. RefSeq lists its product as uncharacterized. The record is from RefSeq and is a predicted model, not a curated record. The transcript has 3 exons. The coding region runs from base 282 to 869 and encodes 195 amino acids. Lineage: Eukaryota; Viridiplantae; Streptophyta; Magnoliopsida; Lamiales; Acanthaceae.